This is a messenger RNA of Austrofundulus limnaeus, 2431 nucleotides long. RefSeq names its product sodium-dependent neutral amino acid transporter B(0)AT1. Gene Ontology annotation, molecular function: neutral L-amino acid transmembrane transporter activity. The coding region runs from base 262 to 2133 and encodes 623 amino acids. Gene Ontology annotation, cellular component: plasma membrane; apical plasma membrane; brush border membrane. The transcript has 13 exons. Gene Ontology annotation, biological process: sodium ion transmembrane transport; neutral amino acid transport; nitrogen compound transport. The record is from RefSeq and is a predicted model, not a curated record. NCBI's taxonomy places the organism in Eukaryota, Metazoa, Chordata, Actinopteri, Cyprinodontiformes, Rivulidae.
ACUAAUAAAAGGUGACUAUUUGAGCUUGUUCAUAGAAGUAAAGGUAAAUACUAGGUAGACUGACUUGACGUACAGGCCCACAUGCUGCUAUGCUAUAUAUAACUGGAGAAUCUUUCGUCUUGGGCCACUUAUUAACAUGAGAGUGUAACUGUAGAUUACAGGAGACCAUGUGACCUCUGAAGCCCUGCUAACACAUCUGAUUGAGUGGAGAGCUUCCAUUGAAAGACCGACCUCAGCAACGGCAACACAUGGUGAGUCAACAUGAAACUUGUAUUUUCCAACCCGGGUUUGGAUCAACGGAUCCCCAGCUAUGAGGAUCUGGAGAGGAUGGAGCAGGAGGAGGUCGCUGACCGGCCGAAGUGGGACAACAAGGCCCAGUACAUCCUAACCUGUGUGGGCUUCUGCAUUGGGAUUGGCAACGUGUGGCGAUUCCCUUAUUUGUGUCAAACUCAUGGAGGAGGUGCUUUUUUGAUUCCCUACCUGAUCUUACUGGUGCUGGAAGGAAUGCCUCUCCUACUGCUGGAGUUCGCCAUCGGCCAACGUCUCAGGAAAGGCAGUGUGGGGGUCUGGAGGUCCAUCAACCCCUAUCUGACUGGCAUAGGUAUCGCCUCCAUGUUGGUGUCGUUGCUAAUCGGGCUGUACUACAACACGUUGAUAGCCUGGAUCUUGUGGUAUUUCUUCAACUCCUUUCAAGACCCAUUACCCUGGACCCAAUGCCCUCUCAAUGAAAACAGUACAGAAUUUGUACCUGAGUGCCAGCAAAGCUCCACUGUGGAUUACUACUUUUACAGAGUGACUCUGAACAGUUCGACCGCCAUAGACAACUCUGAGGGAGUCCACUGGCCCAUGGUGCUUUGCCUGUUUGCUGCCUGGACCGUCAUCUGCGUUGCCUACAUUCGAGGGAUCAGUACAUCAGGAAAGGCAGUUUACAUCACAGCCAUCCUGCCAUACGUAGUGCUGGCCAUCUUCCUGGUCCGAGGACUGACUCUGAAAGGUGCCCUGAGUGGAAUAGAAUACCUCUUCACGCCAGAUGUAAAUGAGUUGACUAAACCAACAACGUGGCUGGACGCUGGUGCUCAGGUCUUUUAUGCCUUCAGCAUAGCAUGGGGAGGCCUGAUCUCCUUCUCGAGCUACAACCCUGUUCACAACAACUGCAUGAAAGAUGCUGUGAUCCUGACUGCCGUGACCGGGCUCACCUCAGUCUAUGCUGCCACCGUCACAUAUACAAUCAUUGGCUUCAGGGCCACUGAGAACUAUGACACUUGUAUGAGUGAUAACAUCAAAACUUUAUUGAACACUUUUUCACUUCCUGAGGACAACAUCACUACAAACAACUACGAUGCUGUCUUUCAUGAGCUGAACAGCUCCUUUCCUGAUGUCGUUCUUGGACUGGACAUUCGAACCUGUGACAUGCAGAAACUUCUCAGUGAGGGAGUGGAGGGAACAGGUUUGGCUUUCAUCGUCUUCACCGAGGCCAUCACCAAGAUGCCCGGCUCCCCGAUGUGGUCCGUCCUGUUUUUCAUCAUGCUCCUCUGCCUGGGACUCUCAACUCUGUUUGGAAACAUAGAGGGAGUGGUGGUCCCACUGAAGGACUUGAAUAUGUUACCUAAAACAUGGCCUCAAGAAGCUCUGACAGGAGUGACCUGCAUCACAGCUUUUAUCAUCUGCCUGCUGUUUGCACAGCCUUCAGGAAUUUAUUGGGUGACUCUCUUCGACAACUUUGCUGGAUCAGUUCCCCUUCUUUCCAUUGGAUUAUUUGAGUUGAUUGCUAUUGUUUACAUCUACGGCAUCGACAGGUUCAACAACGACCUACAGUUCAUGAUCGGGCAUAAACCGUCCAUCUUCUGGCAGGUUUCAUGGCGGUUCAUCAGCCCUCUAAUCAUCCUGGUUAUUCUAGUUUUCUACCUGGUGACUCAAGCCCAACAAGAACUCACGUAUUUAGUCUGGGACCCUGAUUCGGAGGAGUUCCCUGUUCUGGCGUCGGUACCGUACCCGUCGUGGAUCAGUGUGGUUAUUUUUCUGUUGGCAGGAAUCCCCAGCUUGGCCAUGCCUGCGUACGCUUUGUGUCGGCUUGUCUUUGUCAGCUGCAAGCAGAAGAAAAAAGCCUUUAAAAACGUUGGUCCUGUUUUUUGAAGACGCACACGUUCAAGUUUGAAGCAAAUGAGCUUCAACAAUAUUUUAUGUUGAAGUGCAAGCAGGAGGUCUGAGUCUGUGUUUAUGUACAACUUUUUUAAGCAUUGUUUUUAUUAAAUUGCAAUACUAAGUUAAACAUUUCUUCUCACGUUUUGUGGAAUUUUGCACUGAUCUUUAAUCUGUUUUUCAAAAAAGAAAAAGAUGUACUUAUUUCUUCUCUUUAAGAUUUGUGUUGUUCAAUUGUAAUAAUUUUGUCAAUAAAAUCAGUUUGUCUCAUUGAAACAUGAAGAAACAUUAA